This is a messenger RNA of Manduca sexta (tobacco hornworm), 1267 nucleotides long. RefSeq names its product dynein regulatory complex protein 9-like. The record is from RefSeq and is a predicted model, not a curated record. Gene Ontology annotation, cellular component: cytoplasm; motile cilium. The coding region runs from base 386 to 1267 and encodes 293 amino acids. The transcript is spliced from 9 exons. NCBI's taxonomy places the organism in Eukaryota, Metazoa, Arthropoda, Insecta, Lepidoptera, Sphingidae. Gene Ontology annotation, biological process: cilium organization.
AAUAUUUGAAAUAAUGUCAGUCAAAAUGACAAAUAAUUUAAUCGUGAUUUCAUAAAGUCUAUGGUAUUAUUUUGAUAAAUCAUUAUAAUUUUUUAAGUGUUUAAUUUUUAACGGAUUUUAUAUUUUGACGUUUCUUUGGCGAUAAAAUGUCGUUCUACCCACCUUCUGGAAGAACGUCGGACAAUGGCGUGGAAGAAAAAUGGCGGCGAGGCUUCGCCAAUCGAGACUCAACGGAGAGCAGUGAAGUACGAAAUAGAAAUUAUGCCUAUGCCGAAUCGGAUGCUACAUCUCCCAUACCAAACAAAUAUGGUUUGCAUUACUUCCAGUCUUCAAUGUUUGCGACUAUUCUGGAAGAUGCCAUAACAGAAUUAAGAAUUUUGGCGGAAUGCAACAACGAAAUGCGCGUGACAAAACAAACACGGACAUAGACAAGUUACGGGCCGUCAAGUACUCCGUGAUGCAGCCCGCGGUACAAGACGAGCUGGACGGUAUCAACCGCUCCAACCUCGACGCCAACAACUACAAGCUCGAUAAACUCGAUAAUGAUAAGAAAUACGUGACCGACGUUCUUCUUUCAACGUACUUGGACCUCUCCAUGAAUCGGAGCUGGCGAGCGCUGCAAGAUAAAAACCAAGCGAUAUUAGAUUUGUACAACAGGCGUGUCUCACUCGCUGAAGAGGAAACUAGGAAUAGAAUCACUCGCCGUGAUCUAAUGAGGCAGCUGAGACAGCAACGUAAUCACAUCAAGUCGGUAACAUACGACACUGAUGCCGUCAUAGACAAUCUGAAGACACAAGUUGAGGACGCAGCUCUGAACGCCGAGAUCCGAGGUCGGUACGUAGAUAACUGGCAGCAAGCACGCUCCGAACAACACGCACAGAAGAUUGCCUACGUAGAAAUGGGACCAUCCGACGCGAUAGAGUACUACAAACAGACCAUCGACCGCGAGCAGAGAGUCCACACGGAAGUCGAGAUGCUUAUUAAUAUUAAUAUCAAUGAGACACUUCAGAAAAUUGAGUCUUGGAUGAACAAAUACGACAAAGAUAUAGAAGCACUUGAAAUAAAAAUACAAAAGAAAAAACACGAGCAUGAGAAAAUGGAAGAAAGAAGGCAUGAACUGGAGAAAAGGGUUAUUAUUGCUUUUACUUAUAUCAUGAAUAAUUCUUUGCCACAAAGAGUCAUGAGUAUAAACAAAUUUGUGGAUCCCCUUGAGUAUUUAAGUAUAAACUUGAGUAUUUAUAAAGGUUUAAUUUUAUGGCAUGGGUGA